UUAAAACUGGAAUUUAUUUUAUCAUUAGGGGAAAAAAAUAAAAUAUAUCUGAACGAGAUUAAUUUGAAACUUCUCGGAAUGCAUAUAAAAUUAGGAAAUGUUUUGGCCUUUGUCAAGAAAAAAUUCAAUGAUUUACAUAUUGUUUUUGAUGAACCACCAACAUUCUUGAGGUCUAUAAUCAAUUCCAAUGAAAAAGUAAUUUUCAUUUGUAAGAUGAAGCAAACGAAAGUGUUUUCAUACAUAAGCCCGAAACGUGAAAUUAAAUCAGAAAAUUCUUUAGAUCUAACUGGAUCACCUCUAAAAGAUGAUUGCAACAUUGAUUCUUUAAAUAUUUCGAUGGACUUACCACAAAGAAUUCUUACACCAUGGUUAAAACAUGAAGAGAAUUAUCAACCAAUUGAACUAGAAAAAGUAAGAGCAAUUAUUUCUGAUAGUUCCUUCCAAGAAGAAGCUAGAAAAACUUCAUCUUACGGCUCAGUUUGGUUUCUUUGCAAAGCUACAGAGAGCGAUAAUACUGUUUUAAUGAGUUUGAAUUUUGAUGAUAAUUACAACUCAAUAAGUUUUAUUAAAUCAUGUGAAAUGGUUGAAACAAAUUCCUUAAAUUUUGAUAAAUUAAUAAAAAUACAUAAUUCUUAUAUAAAGGGGGUUAAACAUUGUGAUACUUUUAUUGAGAAUUGUUACAAUAUUGAAAAUAAAAUAUACUUAAAGUUAAGUUGGUCAACUUCAGCUGCUCGCCCUCAAUUAAAUAACAUAAAAAAUUGUACUACAAUGCUUUGUCAGGAAAUUGAUUUGGAGAAUAAUGAUUCAGUAUUCCAGCAUUUUUGGAGGCAGCUAUGCAUCUUAGAUUUGAUAAAUGAAGAUGUAGUUAAUUUCAAAACAAAUGAUCAAAUAGGAAAUGAAACUGUUUGUAAAUGGGGAAGAGGUAUUGAACUUGAUGUUUUAAAAGAAAAUAUCAUCGAAGUUAUGACUGAGCUUCCCGGUUAUUAUUGUAAUAAUGAAAACGACUCCAAAGAAAUAGAACCAGUAGCAGCAAGAAGCAGAACUCGCCCGUUGUGUGAUAUAACAGAUAAACUUUUUGAAAUAUUGAAAUGUAUAAUAUUUUUUUGUAAACAUUUAUCUAUUAGAAUAACGUUAACUUUUUCUCAAGGUUGUUCAUCUUAUAAAGAUUUGAAAAUUGGUUUCGUUCAAGUUUUCCAAUGUGCUGCACAAAGAAAUAUAAUUAAUAUGCCAGUAAAUGAAAAUUGCUUAGCAAAAAUAAUACGAGAAGUCGCCCAACGUCGUUUGGCUAUACCAUGUUUAACUGGUACGGAGCCAUUGGAGUUACUUUUAGAAAUUGGAUUAGAAAAACUACAAAAAGAUUACGAAUACAUAUUAAUUGAAAGUAAAAUUUGUGGAUUAACUGAUUUACAACGGUUACAGAAUAGUGAAGAAUGUAAUAAAGUACAAGAACAAAAUUUUAAUGUACGGAAUACUUUAUCAAAUGCACAUCAAAAAUUCCAAGCAAAUAAGAAAACCCGUAAAACUUUAUUGCAUAAUUUACAAAAUGCUCGUAUUAGCGAUGAUGAUAGUGUUAAUAUUAUCGGAUUUCAAAAUAGCAAAUACAAUGAGAAGGAAGCAGAAUUAAAAUUAGCAAAACUAUGUCAAAUUCAUGUUGCACUAGAACACUUAUUAUCAAUUCAACUUAAUUUGAAUUUAGAAAAUGUUUACAAUCAAAUAUUUGAACAACUGUUGCAAAGACCUUUACAACCUUUUCCAAGGGAUGUCACUAAAUUUUCAGAUUCUAUUGCUUUACCUAUUUUAACUGACAAUAUUGUGGUACACGUUGAAAAUAAAGUUCCUCAUGUAAGAAGAAUAGUUAUAAAAUCUUCAAAUCAAUUCAGGAAAGUUGAGACAUCUUUUUAUUAUAAUAAAGAUAAUGUAUUCCCGUCAAAUGUUUUGAGUUCAAUAGCCGACAUCUUAGAUGAAAAACCAUCGAAGAAUUGUGAAAUGUAUUUCAAUUCAAUGUAUGUUUGUAUUCGUACUAGAAGAUCAUAGAUUUUUUCAAGGGUUCGAAGAUAUGUAAGAAUUAUGAUUUAAAAAUACAUCAAAACUUUGGAAAUAUUUCUUUCUAAUAUUUAAGUUUUAUAUUAUGUAAUUUUUAUAUUUAAGUUUCUCUUUAUAAUUUAGUUUUGCAAUGAUGUAUUAAAGAGUCAAUACUAACAAUUCAAACAAUUUUUAAUUUACAAUACUUAAAAUAUAAGUCACUAUAGAAAAUAUAAAUUGUGAUUGAAAUCGUGUUUGUAAAGCAGGUGAAUUUUUAAAAUUUCCAUUUCGAAACAAAGCAAAAAAAAACAAUU
Condylostylus longicornis is the source of this 2336-nucleotide messenger RNA. It is a transcript of the gene Zwilch, whose product is annotated as protein zwilch. The transcript has 8 exons. Gene Ontology annotation, biological process: mitotic spindle assembly checkpoint signaling; protein localization to kinetochore. The record is from RefSeq and is a predicted model, not a curated record. The coding region runs from base 79 to 2034 and encodes 651 amino acids. Gene Ontology annotation, cellular component: RZZ complex. NCBI's taxonomy places the organism in Eukaryota, Metazoa, Arthropoda, Insecta, Diptera, Dolichopodidae.